AUGAGGAAUAAUAGCUUCAUCUCGCUCUUCGUGAGCUUCUUACUCCUGCUAAGCUUAGUCGCGGCGCAGCAGACCUCCCCCGCGCAGACCAACACGACACCCGCCGCAUCAGGGACCGAGGGUGCAGGCACAACGCAGACUGAGAGCCCUCCUCCAACAGAAACUACUGGUCAGUCUCAGCCAGGUUCGACUGGUACCCAGACCAGCACUCCUACUACAACGCGAGGAUCAGGCGGUGGCGGCGGUGGCGGCGGUGGUGGUGGCGGCUCCAGCUCGCCGACGACCAGGAAACCGUCGAGCUCCUCGCCGCCGCCUGAUGUCCUGCUGCGUGUUCCCGAGCUGUCAGUCGGCAAGAUUGAGCUUGAUGUCGAUGAUCUCCGUGCGGAGGUGAACUUGGCCGCCGAGAUUGCCAAUCUGGUAUCGAUCAAUGCCGGUGUGCAAGUCGGCAUCCAGAAGGUCAACAUCACCAUCGCUGAUGUUGGCGCGGAGCUGGAGCUGAUCAUUCGCCUCGGUCACCUCGUCGACAUCGUCAACCGCACUCUGGCGUCCCUCGAUCUCAACCCGCUGCUCAUCAAUGUGCUCGAAGAGGUGACUGACAUCGUCGACACGGUGGUCGGAGCCGUCGAUGGCCUGCUGGGAUCGAUCGUCAACGGAAACACUCGCCUCAACUUCAUCAUCGACAACCUGGGCAACAUCGUGCAGGAGGUCGUCGGCGAUGCCGGCGACAUCUUGUCGAGUAUCGUGGGCAACUACGAGAAGAACAUGACGUACACGGGCAACCAGAAGAUCUUGGAUAACGGCCUGAUACAAAAGACGUAUAAUUACUCGCCAUUGGGAAGUCUAGUCAACAUCAUCUUCAACGCGCUGGGACAGGUGGUGCAGGCGACUGUAGUCAAGGGCGGAAAUGGCGGAGGUGGUGGCGGCGGCGGCGGAGGGGGCGGCGGAGGCACGCAGACUGCAUCGACUCCUGCGAAUACAGCCUCUUCUCCGCCCCCAACUUCAACCGGAUCAUAG
Thyridium curvatum is the source of this 1014-nucleotide messenger RNA. RefSeq lists its product as uncharacterized. The record is from RefSeq and is a predicted model, not a curated record. NCBI's taxonomy places the organism in Eukaryota, Fungi, Ascomycota, Sordariomycetes, Thyridiales, Thyridiaceae. The transcript has a single exon. Bases 1 to 1014 code for a protein of 337 amino acids.